Messenger RNA from Helianthus annuus (common sunflower), 1164 nucleotides. RefSeq lists its product as uncharacterized. Bases 1 to 1164 code for a protein of 387 amino acids. Gene Ontology annotation, molecular function: RNA binding. NCBI's taxonomy places the organism in Eukaryota, Viridiplantae, Streptophyta, Magnoliopsida, Asterales, Asteraceae. The transcript has a single exon. The record is from RefSeq and is a predicted model, not a curated record.
AUGUAUACUGCAUUUUCUCUCUCACCACGUCUGUUGCUCAUCCGGCAGACAUGGACGGCCGGAAGGAAGGUGAUGUUAAUUACGAAGUUUUUUGUCUCGAGGCUACCGGAAAGAUGCAGCUCUAAGGAUGUCGCGGAAGCUUUAUUACCAUUCGGGUCAAUUCAGGGGGUUUAUAUCGCAAAGAAAAGAGACAAAAAUGGCUACCGUUUCGGUUUUGCUAGUUUCAAAGGGGUGAAGGAUGCGGCGGAGUUAGAGAAACAGAUGAGGAAUAUCUGGAUCGGAAGUUACAGGCUGUUUAUUAAUGUUGCUAGGUUUGCGAAGGAAAAUGAUACGGGGGGUGUCUAUAGGGAUAAUGAGGAGAAGAAGAAGGGACAGAGACUCAAUGAUCAGGGAGAAAGACAUCAAUUUUUCAAAGAGCAGGAGGUUUUUAGGGGUAGAUCUUUUAUCAACAAAGGGAUAUCGUUCGCUGACACAGUGUCCGGCAAGUCUCAAGGUGCGGGCAGCGAGAAGGAGGUGACGGUUUCCGAGUAUGCUAAGGCAUAUGUCGAAAUGCAUGACAAGGCGAUCGUCGGAAAGAUGAAAGAUUUAUGGAAUCUUAGGAAGCUGGAUAUUCUAUUGAAGGAAGCAAACUUUGGGGACGCGGUGAUUAAAUAUCUAGGCGGUUUAAACGUUAUGGUGGUUUUCAGGUCAUCGGUCGAGGCCGACAAUUUCAGAGCUAAUUCACCUGGGUUCGGGUGGUUUGUCAGUGUUGAGAUCUGGAAGGGACAAGCUAUCGCCUUCGAAAGACUGGCGUGGCUUAACAUACACGGAGUACAUCUACACUUGUCGGGAAACGAAACUUACGAUUCGGUAGGGAGAGUUUUUGGCAAAGUCAUUCAUGCGUCACAAAGACAAUCGGAGGACAAUAUCCUUACGUAUGAUUGUGUGUGCGUCUUGACGGACACGGUAAAAAGGAUUGAAGAAGUAGUCGUUAUUAUCGUGAAAGGAAAGCGUUUCAGGAUCUGGGUCGAAGAAGAAAGAGGGGAUUGGUUACCGGAUUCGGUUGAGAAACAAGAUACGUGUUCGGUCGAUAGUGACGGGUGGGAUCUCAUGUCAGAAAGCGAGAAAACCAAUAAGAAGAAAAAAAGGCUCGGAAGCCAGGGAGUCGUUGGAGGAGGAAGCUAG